AUCAAAGCCACGAUGCAGCUGGCGCUGGGACAACUAUUGGGGUAUAUCUGAAAGCGGUACCACCUUAUUUGCUUUAUUUUGUGCAUCUACCUCCGUUCAUGCAUCUCACUCUCUUGAACUUGACUGAUGAUCCUAUAAUUUGUUCUUGGGAUCCCAACCGCAAGGAUUAUGAUAAACAUCUGGUUCUGGCUUCCCGGAUCCCAUUGGAAGCAAAGGUACCCAAACGUUGCAGGAAACUGGCACUCUUUAGUCAGGCAGCUAUCAAGGAGACAGAGGGAUGGUGCCCAGCUAUGGUUCAGUUCUCUAUGAGAGCUGGAAUUACUUGGCAACGUUUAUCCGUUGAGGACGGUCAUCCUUGGUCUGUUUACGCGGUUAAGAUGGCCAUGAAUCAUCGCAAGCUGAUAAUCCUACCCAAGAGAAACGUAUCUGCAUUUCUCUCUGAUAUGCCUGACAUGUCUCCAUUAUAUUCCCUGCUACUACCUGGCACACAUGAUACUAUGGCAUUCUAUGGAUGGCCUAUAUCUCAAUGCCAAUCUCCUUCCACGCCUCUCGCUGUCCAGCUCCAGUCGGGUAUUAGGGUCGUAGACAUACGUCUCGCAGUCAUUAGCUCUCGUCUCAUAGCUUACCACGGCAUCUACCCCGAAAGGACGCCGUUCGAAGAUAUGCAGCGUACUAUCUACACUUUUCUGAUCGCGCCGGAGACCUGCCGAGAAACCAUUGUCAUGUUCAUGAAGCAGGAGGACUUUGCCACCACGGAGCCGAGCACCUUUUCGCGAACUGUGCAUGAGGAAAUGUCAAAUGGUCCAGGCGGAAGAGACAUGUGGUUUUUGGAGAAUCGAGUGCCGACCCUUGGCGAAGUAAGGGGGAAGGUGGUCCUUAUCAGUCGCUUUGGUGGCAAUGGCGAUGGGUGGGAAGGUGGCCUUGAAGGUUUGGGAAUUCACCCUACUACCUGGCCGGAUAGCGCGAAGGAUGGCUUUACUUGGGAAUGUAAGGAUACCCACGUUCGUACACAUGAUUGGUAUGCUAUACCCUCCUUUUUGUCAAUACCAGAGAAGUUUGCGUUAUCGACAGAGAUUUUAAUGCAUCCCCUCGAUGACCAGCCUCAGAAGACGCUAUCCAUCACCUUCUUUUCUGCUGCAUCAUUCCCUCUUGCGACUCCGCCUACCGUAGCACGAGGUUUUGGUUGGCCGAGAUGGGGACUUGGUGUGGAGGGAGUCAAUAGCAGAGUUGGCAGAUGGCUUUUGGACUUAUUGAGCAGCAGCGGUGACGUGUCUGGUCAUGACCUUCAGAACGACCUGAUAAAGCCUAUACUUGGUGUCGAAACAAGGCUCCGUGGCUGGGCCUUGAUGGAUUUCUAUUCUGAUCCUGGGCACGCGUUGGCUGGCUUGUUGGUGGAAUGUAAUUACCGAGGACGUCGAGCUGGUGAAGAAGGAUGGUAGCAUGCCGAGACUCGUAUACGUAGGUGUACAGAUAAACUAUCUACUCAUCAGGUUUGACUCCAAAGGAUUACUGAGGCCGGCUUUCAACUAAUGGCUACUACUGUGCUCAUGCGUUCAUAGGCCCGGAGCGCGCGGAGAUAAAUAGGCUCGGGUCUUACAGCUUACAGCGCCAAAGACUUGAAAGCAUUUUCUUCGAAUUAAUAACCUCAGACAAGUGGGCCAACAUAAGCAGCUCGAAAAAUAUCGGAAUCCGACAUCGACGAGCAUUGGAUAGACUGAGGUUCUUAAGAUAUUCUACACAAGUCGUUGCAAAGUACAU
Guyanagaster necrorhizus is the source of this 1758-nucleotide messenger RNA. RefSeq names its product PLC-like phosphodiesterase. The record is from RefSeq and is a predicted model, not a curated record. Gene Ontology annotation, molecular function: phosphoric diester hydrolase activity. Gene Ontology annotation, biological process: lipid metabolic process. The transcript has 5 exons. NCBI's taxonomy places the organism in Eukaryota, Fungi, Basidiomycota, Agaricomycetes, Agaricales, Physalacriaceae. Bases 99 to 1439 code for a protein of 446 amino acids.